UUGGUUAUGUAGAUGUUCCACAACGUCAGAAAAGUCGAUCAAGCAGUAACUCUUCCACUUCUCGAAUGUCCGGUUCUAUUGUAGUUCAAUCACCUCCAUCUUUACGUAUUCCGAUAAAUCAAACUGAUAGUAGUAGUUUUCCAACGGAUAGACCUCAUCAUCCUGAACCUAUAAGUCCUACUACUACUCAUCCUACUACUCCAAUUCCAACGAUUGAUAUUCCUUCUCUUGAUGAUCGUCCUUUACCUGCUUUAUCUAAAAUUAAUCCUAAUCCUCCUAUACCUACAUCCCCUUUAAGUGAACUUAAUGAUAAUCAACCUGAAGAACUUUCUGAUUUAGCUCGUUCUGCUUUUGAUGUUUCAAUACAAUAUUUUGGAGAAUAUGAUAUUGCUUGUCUUUUAUCGAAAAAGUUUCCUUUACGUGAAUCGGCUUUAGCUAAUGUUACCAAUAGAAUUGAUGUGGAUCAUGGUAAUGGUAAAGAAAUUGAAGGAAAUGAUAAAGUCGGAAUAAUAAAAGCGGCAUUCCAAAUUAUACAAGAAGCUCUGAAUGAUAAUCCUGAGAAGCUUACCUUACAAGCAUUAAAUCUAUGGGAAACACUUACAAAAUUCUGUAUUCAUCAUCAA
Molecule: messenger RNA, 623 nt
Organism: Racocetra persica
Lineage: Eukaryota; Fungi; Glomeromycota; Glomeromycetes; Diversisporales; Gigasporaceae
Source: the annotation of a GenBank genome assembly